AUGUCGAAAGAACAAGGUCGUAGUAUGAGAGAAAUUGUUCGUGAUUUAUGUACAUUUAAUCCAGCAUCAUCAUCAGAAAGUGCUCGUUUACCACAUGAUUGUUAUAUGAUGUUUGUUGGUCGUUUAACAAAUCGUGAAUAUUUACAAAAAUUAACAAGAACUCUUGAUUCAAGAGAACAAACACGAGCAAAAAAUACAUCAUUUACAAUGAUGGAAACAGAAGAAAUGGAAUUUUUUUUGGAAUAUGUUACAUUAGAAAAUGAUAUUAAUAAUGAAAAUAUAUUUGAUGAUCGUAAAAAUCAUUUUGUUUAUGAAGAUCAUUUUAAUCCAUUUUUAUUUGAUAUGGUUAGAAGAAAAUCAUCUUAUGGAAAAUUAAAACAAGUUUGUCGUUUUUAUGAAACAAAAGAAGGAGUUAAUGUUGAUAAUAUAAUGAUUGAACAUGAAAGAAGAACUGCAUUAUCAACACCUUAUUUUAUUGAAAAAGGUUUAGCAAUUGAUGAUGCUCAAUCAGCAGCAUUAGCUUUAUCAUUUUAUACAGGUACUAAAAGUGAAGCAGUUAGUCGAGGUGCUAGUCUUGUUGCUCGUCAAGCUAAUGGACAAGUUAUUGAAUCAAAAACAAAAGAUGAAAUGAAUGAAGCUGCUGUUAUACUUUUUUAUUUAGUUAAAGCUCUUUCAUAUAUUCCUUAUUAUUGGGGUUAUGUUACACGUGCUUGUACAUUAACUGAGAGUGAAUUAAAAUUAUAUAUGCCUGGUUGUUUAAUAACAUGGAUUCAAUUUAGUAGUUCAAAAAAAGGAAACGAAGUUGCUACAAAUUUUGAUUUUGCUCAUCGUAAUACUUUUUUUAAAAUUUAUUCGUUAACUGGUCGUCCAAUAAAACAAUUUUCAAAUUAUGAAGAAGAAGAUGAAGUUUUAUUUUUACCUCAUUCAACAUUUUUUGUUUUUAAACAUGAAAUUGGCUUUCAUGGUAAUCAACAUAUUAUUUAUAUGAGACAAGUUGAAUUAGGUCUUUCGAAAUGGUCUAUUUUAUGGGUUGAUGAUAAUAUAUUCGAUGAAAAUUGGGAAAAUAAACAACAUAUGGAAACAGCAUCAGCUAAAGCACUUAAUCUUAAUGUUCAUUUUAUUCCGAAAUCAACAACAAAUAGUGCUUUGUCAUUUCUUCGAUCACCUUUUGGACAACGUUUAAAAAAUCAAGAUACAUUUCGUAUUGUUACAGAUAUGACACGGCAUAAUGAAACACCUUCUCAUAAUGCAGGUGCACGUUUAAUUAAAAGCUUACGAGAUAUGGGUUUUACAAAUCAAUGUCUCAUUUUUAUAAGAAAUAAAGAUAAUGCAAAAAAAAUUAUCGAUCAAGAACUUAAUUCAUUUCAACGACAAUCUAUUCAAAUAACAACUCAAACAGAUCGUUUAAGAAAAUUUGUUAAUUUUGAUCAAUGA
This is a messenger RNA of Rotaria sordida, 1434 nucleotides long. The record is from the annotation of a GenBank genome assembly. Lineage: Eukaryota; Metazoa; Rotifera; Eurotatoria; Philodinida; Philodinidae.